Molecule: messenger RNA, 1085 nt
Organism: Rhincodon typus (whale shark)
Lineage: Eukaryota; Metazoa; Chordata; Chondrichthyes; Orectolobiformes; Rhincodontidae
Product: tumor necrosis factor receptor superfamily member 1B-like
Exons: 7
Coding region: 124-858 (244 amino acids)
Biological process (GO): positive regulation of oligodendrocyte differentiation; positive regulation of myelination; extrinsic apoptotic signaling pathway
Molecular function (GO): tumor necrosis factor receptor activity; tumor necrosis factor binding
Source: RefSeq, a predicted model, not a curated record
UAAUGUAGCUUUACAACUCUAACCACUUCUGUUAUUCUUGUAAGCCUGUUUCCUGUCCUUCCGCUGAAAGCUGUUUAAAAUAAACAUUUGGAUCCUUGCAAUGCACACUGCCCAGAUACAGGUAUGAAGAGAGAAGUGUUGUGCACAAAGAACACAGACAGUGUGUGUAAACCCUGUGGACUGAACCAGUACACUGCCUUCUGGAACAUGCUGAAGAAAUGCAUGUCCUGUCAAGCCCCCUGCAAAGAAGACCAGGACAUGGUUCAGGACUGCACUUCAUCCACCAAGAGAAUCUGCCAAUGCAAACAGGGCCUGCACUGCAUCGAUUCUGCAAAGGAUACAUGUAACCAGUGCCGGAAAAACACCGAAUGCAAGGAGGGUCAGGGUGUCGUUAAACAAGGAACGAAAGAUACGGAUGUAAAAUGUGCACCAUGUCCUCCUGGAACGUUCUCCAAUAAGGUCUCUUCCACAGAGCCCUGCCAACCACACAUUGACUGUACAACACUGAGGAGAAAGAUUUCACAAAAUGGGACCAGCACCAGGGAUGCAGUUUGCAGCGAUGAAUUACUACCCCUGCCCCCUGCAUUGAGAGGGACGCCUUCAGCACUUCAACCUAGCUCUCUUGAUCCGACACAACAGCUCAUGCAUCUGACUGAAGUGGAACCAGUAAGUAUCACCAGUUGGACACCAGUUAGCAUGACACCCAACAGGAAACCACCCACUGAAGAGCUCCUACCUGGCCAAUGGGUAGUGGUGAUCUGUGUUUCUUCUAUCGUUAUGAUCUUUGUCAUAAUAGUGAUGCUGGUCUGUGUCCUUCGCAGAAGAACAGGUACUGUGAGAUUGGAUUCCAGCUGCUAACUCACUCCCGCAUUUCUGCAAACUCAGUCCCAAAUAUUUCUUAGUCUGUAAACAAACUAACCAAAGCCCUUGAUUAAAUUAGUGCCUGUUACUCCCACUGUUUGCCCUAAGUCGGUGUUUAUGGCCAACUCCACUGGUCAUUUGAAACACUGCAAGUACAAAAUUUUGUUUUCAUUUCAUUGGAGGCAUUCAGAGAAGGCUAGCUAGAUAGAAAGUAAGAACUGCUG